This is a messenger RNA of Megalopta genalis, 16312 nucleotides long. It is a transcript of the gene Imp, whose product is annotated as IGF-II mRNA-binding protein. Gene Ontology annotation, molecular function: RNA binding. The record is from RefSeq and is a predicted model, not a curated record. Lineage: Eukaryota; Metazoa; Arthropoda; Insecta; Hymenoptera; Halictidae.
AGAAAGGGAGAGAGGGAGAGGGCAAGAAGAGAGUAACUGGAGAACGGAGAGGGCGCACCCACGUUUACGUGCGGAGAGAAAGGCCAGUGUCACUUACGAACGCGUACUAAAACGCACGGGAACGGAAGCCAGGUGUCGUAGCGCUUCGUGGUACGCCAGAGUAAAACCGGGCACGGGUGUCUUCGCCACGAGGCCGAUUGAUCGUCAUCCACGUGCGUCGGCGAUACGUUUAGUUAGUGCUCGCGUACCAUACCGAGACCACGGAACAUAACUCUCGCCUAGGACACACGCAUCGUUUUCUAGUAUAUCGGUGUUUUUCGGUCGCCUUUCCCGUUGUGUCAUCGUUUUUGAAACGGUGUUCAUCAUUCUUCGGAACACAGACGGAGAAAAACUGGCAGACGGACAAAGUUGGAGAUAGGUAGACAGAUAGGUAGAGAGAGCGAGAGAGAGAGAGAGAGAGAGAGAGAGGUAGAUUGAGAGAGAGUGAGAGCGAGCGUGCGUGCGAGCAGUAGCGGGAACCGGAUAACACACGGUCCCGGAAUCGUCUCGAGCGACCAAUCACGUACGAGCUCUUGGCUGUCUCCUCCGUUCAGUUGGUAAAAGUGCUCGCGCGUCUUCGAUACGUGGAGGGAUUUCUUGGUUAGUCGGAGAAAGACGGAUAGAGGAGGUAGCGCGCGAGUAGGACGCACAAAGUGGAGGUAAGAGGGUAAGGGGAGACCAACGGUAGUAGAAAGCCGAGGAGCACAGACAAGGAGAAAAGUACGAAACUGCUCCACCCGCGCGCGAGUUUCCCUUUGGCGGUGGUUGAGAGAGAACGAGACAGUCGAGAAUUCUAUCUUGGAGGAGCUAACAGCCGGUGUGUCCGCGGAUCAUUGCUCUCCGACUCGAUAUUAUUUUUCGUCUACUUUGUUCCAUCUCGAACGUUUGGUCACGCGUGAUUCGGUGUCGUCAUCGCGAGAAAAGGGUGAACACAUAUACACACACACAUCGAGAGAGGAGCGUGCUCGGCUGAAGGAACGACAGAGAAGGAGAGGGGAGUGGGAGAGAGAUAGAGGGAGGGAGAACAGGAGAGGGGGAGAGAUACAGGCCCGUGCGGAGGACGAAAGGGGGAGGAACACGCGCGAAGGAGUACGAAAUUAAGGAAACGGAGAGGACGCUACUGUCCGGACAGUACGGACAGUGUGCUUAAAUCAGCCAGUGUUUUAGUGCCAGUGUUUGUCUACCUCAGUCGAUUAGCGGCAGCUAACGGCGGAAAGCUGCAUUAAAAGAUAUUUAGAAGAAAAAGAAGAAAUAUAUAUAUAUAGAUAUAUAUAAUAUAUAGUAGAAUAUAUAUAUAUAUAUAUUGAACAGUGGUAAACCGCGCCAACUAUUUGUUGUAAAUAAACCCCGACCGGGUCUUUGUGUGAGAUUUACAACGAACGAAACCAGAGAUCAACUAUGUCCAUGGAUAAGUUUGCGGAAGGUGGUAUGCUGCAGAAAGAAAUGGAGCGUUUGGAAAUCGAAGAAAAAAACGGCGAUACCACGAGUGGUGCCGGAACGAAAGUUCUCGCAAGCAAUUUCCCCAGUCACACCCGCGUGGAGGAUAUAGAAGCCCUUUUUGGAAACUGUGGUCAAUUGCAGUCUGUCGAGAAGCUUUCAUCACGUGAUCCGAACACACAAACAGUUCUUGUUGUCUAUGAGACGCCAGAACAAGCGCAGCAAGCAGUGAGUCAGUUUAAUGGACACGAUUACGAAGGCAGUGCGUUAAAAGUGGAAAUGUCUGCGGCAGAGAGCAGACGUAGAGGCCGGAGCCAGCGCAGCGGGGUUGCCUACUCCGGAGUAUCCGGUUCCGGAAGGCAGACGGACUUCCCGCUUCGUAUUCUUGUACAAUCGGACAUGGUGGGUGCCAUAAUCGGCCGUCAAGGAUCAACCAUACGACAAAUUACACAAAUGACCAGAGCCCGCGUUGACGUCCACCGGAAGGACAAUGUCGGUGCCGCUGAGAAGGCCAUUACUAUCUAUGGUAAUCCGGAAAAUUGUACGAAUGCUUGCAAAAAGAUCUUGGAAGUUAUGCAACAGGAAGCUAACAGUAUAAAUAACAAAAGCACUGAGAUCACUCUCAGGAUCCUUGCUCAUAACAACUUAAUCGGCCGAAUGAUCGGGAAGGGCGGUACCACAAUCAAGAGAAUCAUGCAGGACACGGAUACGAAAAUUACUGUGAGCAGCAUAAAUGACAUCAAUAAUUUUAAUGUCGAACGCAUUAUCACAGUGAAGGGUAGCAUCGAUAACAUGAGCAAAGCUGAAUCGAUGAUCUCCAAUAAAUUACGUCAAAGUUACGAGAAUGAUCUUCAGGCAUUGACUCCACAAAGCACAAUGUUCCCGGGUCUUCACCCAAUGGCCAUGAUGUCGACGGCAAGUAUAGGCUACAACUCUCGUGGUCCCGCUUUGUACGGAUCGGGUCACAUUCCGUACCCAUACCAAGCAAGCUUGCCCACUCAACAGGGCGUCCCCGCUGCCGACACUCAAGAAACUGUAUUCCUUUACAUUCCUAACACUAGCGUAGGCGCCAUUAUCGGCACCAGGGGUUCAUACAUCAGAAACAUGAUUAGAUUCUCCGGAGCGAGCGUGAAAAUCGCGCCUCUUGAGCAAGACAAGCCUGCAGAGCAACAGACUGAGAGGAAGGUGACAAUCGUUGGAUCGCCGGAGUCUCAAUGGAAGGCGCAAUACUUGAUCUUCGAGAAGAUGCGAGAGGAAGGAUUCGCUUCCGGUGCCGAUGACGCUAGACUAAUGAUUGAAAUCCUAGUACCAAGCGCCCAAGUUGGCCGAAUCAUUGGUAAAGGCGGACAAAAUGUCCGAGAAUUGCAACGCGUGACAGGGAGUGUUAUUAAACUAUCAGAACAACAAACGACGUCUCCUUCUGCCGACGAGGAGGCCACGGUCCACAUAAUCGGCCCAUUCUUUUCUGUUCAGUCUGCCCAGAGGAGAAUUAGGUCCAUGGUGUUACAACCGAGUGCAUCUGGAGCAGGUGCUGCGUCACGCGCAGGACGCGGGAGCAGCCAGGAAGGUGGUCCUCGUUCCAGAAGAGACGGUAGUGCCACAUCUCAGCAAGGUGGCGCGACAACGCAACAAGCGUUGAGCUCAUCUCCUAGCCAGCAACAACCACAAAAUCAGUAACAGAACUGAGACAUUUCCUGACGCAAACGCUAGAAUCCGUUUUAUUCGCCGGGGUGGCCUCGUCGCUUUGACAUUCUCUCGUCUACGAGAGGCUACGUGCCACAACCUCCUUCUCGCGGGGCACGUAUCCUUCGAGAUUACUCGCAGAGCGGCCGAGCGAUGCGCGCACUGCAUCCGUGGGUCACGCGCGAGACUUUUCCAUCGAUAUUGUGACGACUGCCACAUAACAGUAGCCGAUACAAAUUCAAAAUCAUCCAUUUGAUUCGGGGAUCGAUAGCCGGUCGAACACAGAGCUUACGAUCGAUGGCGUGUUUCUUUCAGUCUUUUUUGGUUUUUUAUUUUUUGAAAUUUCUUGCUUGUAUUUUGUUUUCGUUUCGGUUUUCUCUUUUUGGUCGGAUUUAACAGUACAAAUACACGGUUACUUUUACAUUACAAUAAAAAAAAAGGGGAACGCUUGGUGUAAUCCUGAUUAUUCGCACUAAUGGCGCCCAUCGAUCGUAGCCAUCCAUUGUCGCGUCGCGUUUCUCGCGCCUCGAAGUGCAAUUACGCGAGCGAACGCGACGCGGGCGACGUCUGUGUGUGUGUGUGUGUGCGUGUGUGUGUGUGUGCGUGUGCGUGCAUGAAGAACCAAAUGGAGGAAGCGCAUGUCUCUUCGUAGAGAAGAAAGUCACACGCGAGACGAUGUGAGAGAUGACACGAGUUCGUUCCCUGACAUCGCGUUCGUUUUUCUUGUUUUUCUUUCUUGCUUGUCGAGCAGGCUAACCUUGAGAAGUUCAAUUUCACUGGUCGAGAGAUGAACGUCCGCCAAUCGUACCCAGAAGAACACAGACAAAACAGGUUCACAGACAGCUCUCUCACCUCAUCUACGCGCGACAACGUGCGUUUCGUCGCGAGUUCACUCGAUCGGAGUCGAAGCGACGGGAAACACUCGAACAAAAUCAAUUUUUUUUCUUGUCAUCGUAUUCUAUAGAUCUGGUUUCAUCGACGAAGUGGAUCUAUAGAAUACGCUGAUAAGGGAAAAAAAACAAAACAUAAGCAACCUUAUUACCUCAUUCAUUAACGGUUAAAGAUUUAAGUAAUGAUAAUGAAAAGCGGUAGAGAGAGGAAGGAUGAUGAAAACCAACCACUCUAAUGAGAAUGUAUAGUUUGUUUACUUUUUCCUUCCUUUCUCGGUCCGCUUCUCAUUAUCGUUAUCAUCUAAUGCAAAUGUAGAUGAAAGAAAUCUACUUAAUAUUAAAGUUAUAAUAAUAUACGAAGAAAUAGAGAAUGGGAGGGACAGAGAAAAUAAGUAACGAUUACACUUACAUUAUACAUGUUACUGAUACUGCUAAUAAAACUACUUACUAUUACUACUUACAUUCUGCCGACUACAAGAUAGCGAACGUGAGUCGCGUCGUUUCCGGUGAUAAUCGCUCGAUCAUUACUCGCUGCGGCGACACGGUUCAUCUCGUGAUCUUGCACCAUCGAGGAAGACUGUUUUUUCUCUUUUUUUGUUUGCUUGUACAAGAAAAAAAAGGGUGAAAACGUGCACAGGUUUUUUCAUACAAACAGAAUUCCCAGACAAUUGCGAGUACGAAUAGUUCAGGGAACACUUCUAAUUAACACUUAAUUAAAAGUGUCCCGUGUUAACUAAUCGAAAACUGUCUACAGUUUAGUUUUAGACGUAAGCCAAUAAAGUUUUCAAAGCAGACACUCUUCAGCCCCCCAAAACCCCCCAAAAAGGGCGAUCGCCCACGCUCCCCUCUUGCGCCUUUAUAAUACCAAAGAAGCGAUUAUGAGUUCUUUUCGUAUUAGUGAAGUGAAAACGCAAGUUCCUUGUAAGAGCCAACACAGCGCGAGGGGGGUCGCGGUGUCAGAGACGCUACGCAACCAACGGGGAAUCGACGAGUGGUUUAUUAAUGUCGGGACACACAACAAUAUAAUAUGAAACUGAUGUAAAAUGACAGAGGAAUAAGAAGACCACCAUAACGAGAGAAUGAAAGGGAGACGAACAAAGACGUCAUCGGGUCGCUUUAGCUAAGAAAGGGAAAGUGAUUGAUUGCGUCUGAACCAGGAAACAGCAGAUGGAUUACAAAAGUCAUGCGUUCGGCGAACGCUACAGAGAUUAUGCUCGCGAUAUUUGUCCGCACCGCUACACGUUUGUCGUGCUACGAGAAGGACGUUCGAUGGAGAAUGAAAAAGCGACCUUUCAAGGCAUAAACGUGCUCGAGAGAAGCGGUAGCGAUGAGCCCAUUUCUCCUAACAUGUCUUCUGACAUGGCGGUCAGAAGACGUAUUAGGAAAAAUGGAUUAGAAAGCGAAGCGACAAAACUUAUCAGGGAUUUUUACUUCGUCGUGGAUGUAAUAGUGUGUGAAUGCAUGUGUUGAAAAAUACUAUUAAUUGAUAAGCAAUUAAUUUACUGAUUAGGCAUAUAUAAACGACAAAGGGAAACGCAGAAUUAAGGCUUAUCGAGAGGUCUGCCUAAAUUUCGCGAACACGGAGAUGAGCGGUGGGAGGUGCAGACCGAUCUUCUUCGAUCUCUAAUGAUGUGAUCCAAAGAUACCGAUCUUCUUCAUCUCUUAGCCGCUCGCGCGUGCGUAUAUCGCAAGCGAGUUGCCGGGAGGAACCGGUUGGAGGACACGAACCCUUACGAAACUCUCAGCUGUCGACGAUCGUUUUGUAAAUUCUGUAAUUGUUCCGAGAUCUUUUCCAUUUUGAUUUGCCCCGUUUUGAUUACGAUACGUAGGAUUAUAUAGUUGGUGGUGAAGGAUUAGAGUAAACGAAAGAAAACUCGCAGCGAUAUCGCAGCACUCCGGUACGCGCGAACGCUUCAGUCGGUCUUUUCGUUCGUCGCUCGCGAAGAUGUAUGGAAGUCAUCUAUCAGAAUCUGGACUUCACCUCGGCAGACUGUGCCGAUCACAGACGCUCUGCCGACGGGACUCGGAAGUUCAGCUAGUCUUCGUUUAUUCGUUUAUGCGACCGGAGAACGAAUCAACCGAGCCGAGCGUGCAGCAUCGAUCGCGAUCAGCCCGCUCGAGGACGAUCGAGGAAUUGAUGUUUUUCUCAACUGUAACCGUUUCCAAGCAGAAUAUAUAAACACGAAAGAUAAUUGAAACAUGUGACGCCUCGUCACCGAGCGUCACGCGUUUUAAUUAUCUCUCGUUUCCGAGCUCGAGCGGAGUAAUGGCGACCGAUCGCGCGCGACCUCUAACUUUUAAGUUCUGAUUUUAAGAUGGGAAACCAAUCAAAAAUCGGAAAGGUCGACGCGUAUGAGAUAUACUGACAUUGGAAAUGUGAAGUAUCUGACCGAAUGAGCUAUAGCCCCGUUCGACGAUCUAUAAGAGUGACAAGGAAAGAAGAAAGGAAAGAGCAAUCGAUAAAAUUGACGGACUGGCGGACGGUCGGCCACGUGCCACGAGGAGCCGGAAAUCGCGUGUUCGCGAUCUUUAUCAUUCAAAAGUCGAUUGAAUCUUUCGGACCUAUCUCGUGGCGCGAAGUCGACGUUGAACCCGGCGGAGGCCGCUUCCAAACGGCCGACCGUCCGUAUUUUGUGGCAUUAGUACAAAGUUUAAGAAGCGGAUGGCUAAAUCCAGUUUUGUGAGUAAAACGUGUCAAACACAAUGGAAAGAUAAUUUUAUCGCGUGUUACAAUUUUCAUUGAUCGAGACGCCUGAGGACCUUUCCUCCUCAUUCUCUGUUUCUCGAUCAAUGGAAAUAAGGAGAAUAUAAGGAGAGUUGUGCGCCGAAAGAAGAGACGUACAGGGAAAAACAAAGAGAUGAACCGGGACCGCGGCGAGCUUCGGAAGCUCGACGGGUUCUCCUGGCUUUUUCUUUUUCGCUGGAUGUCGCGGGAACGCGAGACAAUGGGGAUAGGAGAAGAGAGUAGCAGCGAACGUUUGAAAGAUCAAACGCGAUGUCGAAACGGGUUGGAAGAGGAACGACCGAGUUUUCUAAAUAAGAAGAGAAAGGAAACGGAAAGGGGAAGCGUUUAGAGAGCGAGAAAGAGAGAGAAAGAAGAGUGUGUUGUGUGUUAAGAAUGGAAAUUGAGGACAGUUUGACUUGGGAAGAUAAUGAAGAGUAUAAGUUUAUUUUUGAUACAUUGUUGGGGAGAACCAAGUGAGUCUUUCUUUUUCAAUUUUUUUGUUAGAUGUUUUAUAAUAACUUAAUGAAUUUUAACGAUAUUGAAAGCGAGGAGGUGUGAUGGAGAAGUAAGGAGGGUAUAGUGGGGGAGAGUAAAAAAGAAAGAGAGCGAUAUUUUUAAAUAUAUAUAUAAAGAUCUAUCUCUUAUCUCUAUUUAAAAACAUUGCUCCCUUUUUUCGGGAGGAGGAAGGUAAACGGCGAAAGAGAGUAUAGCGAAGAGAAUAGAAGCGAAGUGUUUUUCGUAAAAAAUAUGAGAAAAAUGAAAAAUAAAAAUGAAUGGAGGGAGAGAGAGACAGUUAACUUUAACUUAAAUAGAUGAAAAAGGAGAAGAGAGAGAAAAAAAAAUAAGAUGAGACGGCGCGCAGCUUUUUGCGCUGUGCGUCCGUCGCUCGUCAUCGGGGAGGGAGGGAGGGGGGGGGUGGAUAAAGGAGAUUUUAGUCUGGUAAAUUGUAUAGUAUAUUUAAUAUAUUUGGAGAAAACGGCGGCGCCGGGCCCACACGGCGAGGACGCGUCAUCUUUUCGACGGCCAGCGACAGGACGAUUCGGGCUCGCAGUUUUAUGCGACGCGAACUUGUUGUCGCUGUCUGGAAAGCCCUCCUCGCCUGCAGCCCCACGCCGACGUGUUUAUUUAUCAAUCGUAAAUAUUUAAUGAAAGAGGUAAAAAAAAAAAGAAAUGAAAUGAAACAUAAAAGGAAAGAAAUAGAAUAACAGUUUAUAGAAAAGGAAAAAUAAGAAAACAAUGAGAAACGAUGAAAGUGCCAAGGAAAACAAACACAGUAUAAAACGCACACACGCAGCAAAUGUCAAGACCCAGGUAGAACAAUGUAAAAACCAAACCAAUAACCGUUUCACACGAGACACAUAAGGGAAAGUAAACAAUUGAGAAGAAACAAAAGAACACCAGCAGGGAUCACGCAUACGAGAACAAGUUAGAAAAGUUAAUAAACAUAUCUGCCACCAUCAUUGUCACCGUUACCAACAACAAUUAACAACCCUCGACAACAAUUAACAAGAACGAAGAUAAAGAUAUUUGUUUAUAAAACACGAAACGAAAAGAAAAACAAUCAUUCACGCUAUUUCCAGAUCACUUGACGCUCCUUUUUCCUGAAACGAUGCACACGUGGAGAUAUCUUAUACGUUUUGAAAUUAAAUCGUUUAUUUCGGCCAAAAACAAUCAAAAUUGCUCAGAGAGAACGAAGGAAAUUUUAGCAGACAAAAGAGAGAAAGCACGACGCGAGUACGAGACAACACAAUCGCUCUUCUCAGCAGGAACGUCGCGUUGUCGCGAGCGAAACCGACUUCGUUCCGACAACGAUCGCCCCACCAAGGGGUGAGUUUUACCAAAAAGAGAUGUUCCGAGAAAGGUUUCGGAAUAUCUGUUUCUGAUAAAUCUCACGAAAUAGACAAAAAAAUUGAAAAAAAUAUGUACGUACGAGAAAAGGAGGAAAACAAAAAAAAAAGGAAGAAACGAAAAUUCGUAAAUUCGUAAUCUGCCCCGCGGUGUGCGAACACGUUAUAUAUACCUUUCGCUGGUUCAUCGAUCUUUGAUUCAUUUUUUUCGGUUGCGUAAAACAUUUCUGAGCCGACACUUCAAACGGAAUUGGAGGAAAGGGAAAAUUUUGGAAAGUAGAUACUUGGAGUCUGUAGUGUUGGAACGAAUAGAGAAACUCAACGACACCCUCAACGACUUCAUUGCUCGCUCACACUUCUUGCACCCCUAUCACGAUGAAGGGAGGAGAACGAAGGAAAAUUUUCGAAGACGAAUUCGCGGAAAGAUGAUGAAUGAAUACUAAACGCAAACGUUUUAGCAACGACAACGAUUACAAAGCAAAAAAAGAAAACCCUGUCCACACGGAAGAGAGAAGAAGCACAGCCGUCGCGACAAACACGAGAACGGGAAAAAAAUGCUACUUUUUUCGGACGAUUCCUCAGCACAGCACUUCGAACGCCAAAAAAUGAAAAGGGUAGAGAAAAGAUGAUGAGAUACGUCGGGAUUUUGGAGACGAACGAGGAGGGGGCAAGAAGCACCCUCGCUCUCGAAAAAUGUACAAAUCAAAGUAACAAAGUGAAGAAAAUAAAAAGGAUGAGAAAAAAAUGACGGAUCAUCAUUUUUUUUAUCAUCCUUCUUAUUUAAUAAUGAAUAACUUAAUUGAAGAAAGAAAGAGAAGAGUUUUAACGUUAUAAAUUAUUGUGAGCGUGAAUUAAGGGGUUAUAUUACGAUUAGAGGUAAUUUAAUCUACUUGGAUAAGGAAAAUCCACAAUGAAAUGUACAAAUAAAUUUAUUGCUAAAUCUAAAUGUUAGUAUUCUAGAAUAUUUUACCGUCGAAAUGAGAAAAAGAAAAAUGAAUCGUGUUUAUCGAUUUAGAUUCGAGGAAAUUUAUCCGGCGAAAUAAGGAGAUGAAUUUAUAAAAACAAGGAAAAAACAAUGCAAAGAUCUUAUCGAGCAUUUUCUAAAGUAAAAAAAGCAAAAAACGUAAAAAAAAGAUAAUGAAGUACAUACAGACAAAGCAAAAUUUCAUCGACCAGAAUAUUGGGGAAACAGAUAUCAGAGUAUCUUUCUUACCGGAAGUGCGAAUAUCCGUGCGCAAACAUUCAAGCAUUCGAUCGUAUGCGAGCCCCGCGAGCAUAUGCGGCGAAAGGAACAGAGGGUUGUAAACAGAGAAACAUAAAAGAGUAAGCGCUUCUUUUUCUUUUCGUACAAACGUCCAGAAUAUCGUCAACGUAUCUCCGACGACUGUUGUUAAGCUUUUAUCGACCUUUUUAACCAUGUUCUUACUAACGUAGAAUAGCGGAACGCGAUCUUUUGUACGAUUUUUUACGAAAUCCAUUUCUCGAGUACUCGCUUUGAAUCCGUCGAGGAGAAAGCGCGGUUCAUCACACAGCUCCACGGCCGACGAAACGAAGAAAACACGCGAAAAAAGUAAAAAAAAAAGAAAAAAAUAUACGAAAGAAACACGGGGGGGAAUAAAUCAUCGUUCAUAGAAGAAAAAACAACGCCGGCUCGACGGCCAACGGAAGAGCCGAGGGGAACAAGAGACCAAAAACCGUCGUUCUCUCGAUCCAGGAAUACCGCAAGCACAAACGAAUUUCGCCGAAGCGAAUUAAGGACACAGGAGAGCGUCUAACGCGUAACAGCUACGCGAUUCGCGGACAACAACGCAUUCGAUGGGUAAUCAUCAGAAGACGUACGAAACAAGAAAACGGAACGGGGGGGCCGCCUUGCGACCGGGCAGCCCCGUGAACAAAACGAAACGAAAUCGAGAAAAGCAGGAUCUUCCAUUUCCGCGCACACGGCUGCAGACGACUCGUCUCGAAAAAACGUCUCUCACAGUUCGGCCAGCAACCUCGUCGCUCGACGAACAGAUUCGAACGGAAGCACCGACGGCACGCGCUCUCGACGGUGGCAUAGAAAAAGAACGUGCAUCCGAAUUUCCGGCCCCUUCCCCUGAUAAUCUAAAGGAAACCAAGAAGCGCAGACAAAAUCGAAAGAGUCCACCGAGAUGCUUGUAGCAAGAAAAAAGAAGAAAGAAGGAAAACGGGAAACAAAAUUCCAUCGACCGACAAGAGUCGUCGAGUUCGAUCGCACGUUGGACCGGUUCGCCGAACGAACCAACCGUUCGCCGGUUGUGCUGUUUCGUGAUGCCAAAAAUCCAAUUCGAAAGAGAGACGAACCGCCGCUGCUGUAGAAUCUUUCCAGCUUUGCUUUUACGGAGAUGCUUUCACCGUCGUCGAUGUCUACAACGCGAGACAUUCGACGAUAUAAUCGUAGAAUUUGACGCGUAACGCGGAGCAGGACACGCGGCAUUCAGCAACGUCCAAUUUCUCUUUGUGGGCCAGUGUUCCGAGACUGUCUUCGUUACAUACAUACAUACAUACACACACGCGCGCGCAAACACACAUUCACACACACCAUUCGACCAUCUUGCAUCGGUCCAGGAUGGUUCUGUUACACCGACGUCAGUUUUCACGUACCAUAAACGUAGAACACGAAACGCACGAGGGAUCGCUGUCACGACGCGAUCGCUUUUCUAUUCGUUAUAGAUCAAAUACGAUCAUGUAUACUAUAAGCAUAUAAAUAGAUUAUAUAUAUAAAUAUAUAUAUAAAUAUAUAUAAAUAUAUAAAAACGCGGGGAUGAUAUUUGUAUCGUUCCGCGUGCAACUUAACAAUAGUAAAUCGAUGAAAUAUACGAAACGGUCACGGGGGUGGCCUGACCGGUCCUCCGCUCCUCUGGCCGGCGACCAUUCUCAACAGGCUAAAAAAGCAUAGCACUUCUGUUUCAUUUCUUUAUAAAUAUUUCACGGUGAUAAACUAUGAGAUAUUUAUAGGUAAAUAGUGGUAAGGGAUAAUUAAUAUCGGAUCCACGACAAAGGACGCUGUUCGGCGUCGUUCGCGGUGACUACUAGGGUGGGUCGCAGCCAUUUUUUCAACUCCAGAAGAAUAAGAGAUAGCGAGAGAGAGAGUGAGAGAGAGAGAGGAAGCACACCGGGAUACCAACGGUGGUAGAUUAUUUUGGGCUUUAGUAUUAGUAUUUCGAUGUAGGCGGAGUUCAGCGGCAGCCGAACUUCGUAGGAUCGCGAUUAAACCGCCGAUGAAGGGUAAAAGGAGAAGAUGCCGGCCGCGAGAUCCAGGCGUCGUUAGUUUCGAGCCGAUUGCGGCGGUCUCUCCGACCGCUUUCUCGUUCGACGAUCGACCGGCAUCGAACGACACCGAUUCGGUCGCUUGUUCGAACGUCGCUCGAAACUAAACGGCCGAGACCGAGAUCCCGUUCGCUGGUUCCGUGGACGAUCUUUCGUUCAACACGAAGACGACCGUCCCUGGGAUAUCCGGCCUGGCUCUGGAUCGCGGAACGGUACCGAACGGUGUCGACAACGGCGGUAAACGAGGGCCUUAUAUAUACAUUUGGGCAUUGUUAAUGAGAGGUUCAAGUGAUAUCGCUACAUAGGUAAUAUAUCGGAUAAGCUUAGGCGUGUUGUGUCGGUGGGGACGUUAAGGUUGACCAAGAGAGGAGAUGACGCGCGAUGCAAGGAUGAACGCGUAGCAAGAGGCGCAAGUGUCUACGGGAUUGCGCGAACGGCCGGUGCGAAUGUGGGCGACGUGUCCGCGUCGCGAACGCGGGCACGUCGGGGAAACGAAACGCGAUCGAGAACGAUCGCGUCGGAUGAAACACCGAAAGGCCGAGGUUGUGCGUCCGUGCGAAUGCGAGAAGGUGUGAGUGCGACAAGGAUGGUUAUUCGAACAGAAAUCCGCAUUAUACGAAGGUUCCGUCGCGGCGCGUUCUCGCCCCUCGAGAACACGUUUCGACGCGAGCCUUGGUAUAUUAUCUAUUAUUAUCCUAUUGUUGCCAAUAAUGGGCAUUAUGAAAAAAAACGCGCGUAUUUAACUUAUUCUCUACACUGCAUUUACAUUAAUCCCCCGUCCCCCCAGAGCCCCACCCCCGAGAAACCGUUUGACCCCCUAGCCCCCUUACCCACAACCAAUCCCAAGAGAAAGAUUCUUGUAUGCAUAUAGUAAAUACUUAAUAUACAUUAUACACUUGUUGUACAUAGAUAUAUAUUAUAUGUAAAGCUUAAACUUAUUAACGAAAGAUACGGAAUAACGAGACCAGACAACAGAGAGAAAAACCGUAUUGAUAGUGUUACAAACCCGGAAAGAAUACGAUCACAGAGAAUAACAACAGAGGAACGAAACCCGUGGUGAAGAGAAAGAGAAAGAGAUAGAGCCGUUUGGCCGCGUAUGCGUGAAAAUUGAACGAAUGAAGAGAAAGAGAGAGAGCUGUAUAUCUUGUUCAGAUGAUACCGAGCGUCGAGUUCAAAAACCGCGAGCCACCGACCUUGGUUCGUUCGUCCGUCGCGACGGCGAAACCGAAGGGAAAGGAAGGAGAAGGAGCCGCGUCGUCCCGACGCACCGACGCCGAGCAUCGUCGUCGUCGUCGUCGUCGUCGAUCUCGUCUCGCACACUUCGCCGUGGAACAACGCUUAUAUGGGACGACUAUUUAUAGCAGCCAGCACUUAGGAGACCGCCGAGCUCCGAUCGAUCGUCGAUCGAUCGCGCGGCAUACCGCGAACAGCGCACAGCAUACUUUGAACAGCAACGACACGAAGAGCACACCGAGGACACCGGGGAGGAUCCAACGAAGCAAAGCGUCGCGCCGCGAGACACCUGUAACCCGCGCCCGACAACUGCCAUUUUAAAUGCUGUCCAGUCACUGCCAGCGAGACGAGAGACACAAUGUACACACCGUUCAACAAAGAACAACCACGGAAGAAGUUGAUGCAUAUGCAUACAUAUGUGUAAAUAUUAUCUAGUGAUAUCCUACUAAUGUAACUACGACACAGUAAUUCCCUAUCUCCCUAGAUAGAGAAUUGCUGUAUCGCAGUUAUCGGGAGCCAUACUGUGCUGUGUGUCAUAUCAGUGUAUUCCUGCAAAGUCGACCGGGGGAAUCCCGGAGUGAGAAGGACGAAGAUGAUGAUGAUGAUGAUGAUGAUGAUGAUGACGACGGAGGUGCGAGGAGGAUCGACCGGUCGCAAGCGUCCAGAAGCGAGAUGAGUAAUACUAAAACCCAAAAUAGCCGUUUCCGGGAGUUCGGUCGAGGAGGAUGGUCCAUGCACGUUGGGACGCUGAGAAGAGGGCGCGCGAUCGCGUUUGUUCCGUUCCGUCGCGUUUCGCGAGCCGGGAAAGUUCGCGGGGGAACGUCGAUUCUCUUCGUCGAUUCGCUGCCUCGUAAGUUACACGCGCGCGCCGUAACACAUGCUAGGAGAGUUUUUAGGGCACCGUGUUUCUCGUACGGAUUCCGAUAGGAACGAACACAACCACCGGAGCAGAGGAAAAGGAAACAGGAGAACAAAGAGGGCGAGAUGAAAUUUAGAAAAAGAAACAGCGCGAUGCUGCGAGGCACGCGCCAACAAAAAAAAAUACGAAGAUGAUAAAAAAGGACGAAGAAACGAAAGUAGAGAAAGAGUAAGAGAUUUCUCUUACUCUUUCUCUAUGUUUGUUUCUUUGUUGUUUUUGCGUGUACGGUUUUCGCACGUUUUUCUUUUUAUAUCUUUUUUCGUAUCCUCGGCGGAGGGUUCUUUUUUUAUGGGAAAUAAGCAUCGUUUGGCUUUGUCAGAAACUCGGUUUUCCGGUUCUCCUUUCUUCUCUUGUUUAUUCCCUUUUUUUCUUCUUUUUUUAUUAUUAAGUAAUAAUUGCAAUGAUAAUGAUAGAUAGGAUAACGGUUAUCGUUAAGAUUUCAUUCGUUCCGCGUUCCUUUGUUGGCACAAUCUAUUCGCUCUAUUUUUCAUCCUAUUUUAAUUCUUUUUCCUUUUAAUUCUACAGAUAUUUUUCACGCACGUUCAUCGUUCAACUGUUCGGUUUACAAACGUUAGUUCGCCGCGACGCGACAGCCACGUUUCGCGAAUGUCGUUCCGUUAACCCGCGCGUUCGCUGAUUCCAUGUUUUUAUUCAUUUUUUCUCUCCAUAGAUAUUUUUCUGCCCGCGCGCGCACGAGCAUAGACGACGAGACACUGUUACACACACACACUCGAUUACACGCACACACGAUAGAGCAGGUGCACACGGUUAUAAAUAGUCGGAGGAGUGGGGGGGAUCGAAAACGAUUAGAGAACGAAUUGAUUUUCAAUUUUGCCGCGUGCACGCGCGGCUGCCGAGAUCGUUGUUCCGCUCGUUCUUUUUCGCGACAGAUCGCGAGCGAAUCGGAUGACAGAGAGAAAGAGGAGGGUUUCAACAUUCGCGACGGGGGGUAGGUCGAUAUGGGGUACCAUCGAUGGUUCCGGGUCGGAAGUGUUCGGUCGAACCAGUCGCGAAAAUCUCAAAGAAGAUCAUCCUCGACUUCGUCGAUUCCGCGCGGAGAAACGCGCGCGAGAGGCGCGGCUGAAUCGUGGGACCACUUUGUCUACCACUCGCGGGAACGGGUCGCAUCGUUCUUCGUUAGCGCGCGCGUCGAGGGGCGCGAGGCAUCGCGAAAUUGACAACCCGCGGCCGCAAAAUCUUCUCGGUCGAUUGGCCUCGAGUCGAGACUCGUCCGGGAUUAUUCGAGACUCUUCGGGCAACCGAUCGUCGCUCGACGCAGAAAAACCGCACGGUCGAGGCGCGAGCCCUCGUCGGGAAAAUGGUAUUGUCGACGAAGGGAACGGAGCACGGAGCACGUUGGAAACACGUGCGAUUUAACCCCGUUCCCGACGGAGAAAACGAACAACGCGCGCGCGUCGCUCUCGUUCUCUCUCGCGUUCCUUUCUUGAUUUUCGGGGAAAAGAAAAAACAGGACGGAUCUUUGGGGAUCAAAUGAGAAGAGAAAGGGAAAGAGUCGCUCCCGAGAGAACGCACGCGCUUUUCCGCGGCAACAGCGAGAGAGAGGCACGGAAUUAUGUGCCGGUGACGGACGGGCAACGAGAAUUCUAUUAUCAGGAAACAGAAGCAACGCUGUACCGGAAUCAUCAUCCGAAUUGUCAGAAAAAGAGAGAGAGAGAGAGAGAGAGGGUGGACGGCUUUUGUUUUCCGCUGGAUGUGUACGUACAUCGUAUACGUUUCUUUAUAGAGCACGCAGGGCGAAGAGAAAGAGAGAGACGGAAAAGAGCAACGGGUACGGAAGAGAAGAACCCAGAAGAGAAGAUGGACGAACGAUCAAGGUAACGACCCUGUGCACAACGCCUGGGCGACCUUCGAACCAGACCACCGACCACCGGACUACUUCAUUUCACUUCGAUGCAUUUCACAGACGAGACGCAGAGACGAUGGAAAGGGAAAAAAAACAAUUUUGGAAAAGCGAUAAUGUAUCUUAUUCUACACGCAUACCGGAAACACACACACAUAUUAUUAUACAUACGUUAUAUAUAAAUAUAGAGAUCUAGUGGAUGUACGUAAACAUUAUUAAUACGCGCAUCUAAUUUGAUGGUAUGUGAUUUAUAAUCGAGGGAGAGAGUGAUUGGAGACAGCGAAGAAGAAACGCGAAGAUUGGGAUACCGUGAUGAUAAAGAGAAUCAGAUAAAUGUGUGGGAGGAUCGAUGUUAGCGAAAGACUCAACUGUUUCCCAUUGCGAUCGGUA